UUCGGGCGCUCUCCAGUCUCGCGACCGUCGGAGACCCGGCGUAACUCGAGGCGCGCGACGAUGGGCUUCUUCAGCCCUUCCAAGUCUGGCAAGGCCUCCGCGACGGCGCCGCCCCCGGUCGGCAAGCCACUGCACCUGCUUCAGUACGACGAACGGACCAAAAAGUUCGAGCUCGGCUCCGAGGCGCUCGAGGCGCUGCGCCAGAUCCGCGGCGACGUCGGCGUGCUCGCGGUGUGCGGGCGCGCGCGUCAGGGCAAGAGCUACAUCCUCAACCAGCUGUGCAGCGCCGGGAACGACGCGGGAUUUAAGGUGGGUCCGACCGUCCGGCCGUGCACCAAGGGGCUGUGGAUCUGGUCCGCGCCCAUCCGGCGCGUGGACCCGGUCACCGGCAAGGCGUUCCACGUCGUGCUCCUGGACACCGAGGGCAUCGACGCGUACGACCAGACGGGCCAGUACAGCACGCAGAUCUUCUCCAUGGCCGUGCUGCUAUCGUCCCUGUUCUGCUACAACCAGAUGGGCGGCAUCGACGAAGCCGCGCUCGAUCGCCUCUCCCUCGUCACCGAGAUGACCAAGCACAUCCGCGUCAGGUCCGAGACUGGCGCCGCCGCCCCGGGCCGCGGCGGCGUCCGCGAGCUCGGCGCCUUCUCGCCGUCGUUCGUGUGGCUCCUCCGGGACUUUUACCUCGACCUGAACGACCCGGACAGCGGCGGUCGCAUCUCCGCCGCGGACUACCUCGAGUCGGCGCUGAGAAACGUCCCGACAGUCGACGGGGGAUCGACCGGCGCCGUCGCGAAGAACGCCAUCCGCGAGUCCAUCCGCGGGCUCUUCCCCGAGCGCGAGUGCUUCCCGCUCGUCCGCCCGGUAAACGACGAGAAACAGCUCCGGAACCUGGACGCCGUGCCCCGGUCGCAGCUUCGACCGGAGUUCAUCGCGGGGCUCGACUCGCUCGUCGAGUUGCUCUUCGAUCGGUGCCGCGCCAAGCGGGUGGGUUCCGACGUCCUCAACGGCCCCGCGCUCGCCGCCAUGGCGACGCAGUACGUCGCCGCGAUCAACGCCGGGGCGGUGCCCGCGAUCGCCACCGCGUGGCAGAGCGUGGCGGAGAGCGAGUGCGGCAAAGCCGUCGAGGAGGGCGAGUCGGCGUACGCCGAGGCGUUUUUCGCAUCCGCCGACUCCUGUCCCGCGGAUGACGCCAAGCUCUCGGCGUGCCACGAGCGCGCGGUGGAGCGCGCGCGUCUCGCGUUCGAACAGCGCGCGGUGGGCGACACCGAGACGCGCGCCGCGGCGUGCGCCAAGCUGGAACACGCGUUAAAGGUCCGGUUCGGGGAGUACCGCGAGAAGCGCCGAGCGAGCGCGGCGGCGCGAUGCUCGGAGCUGCUCGCCGCCGCGGCGACGCGGGUGAUGGGGUGCGCGAACGCCCCGGACGCGAAAAUCGCGGACGUCCUCAAGCGCAUCGACUCCGAGGUGGACGCCUACCUCGGAGAGGCGGACGGCCCGAGCGCGCACGAUCGCCUGUGCGUUUUUUUGCGC
Micromonas commoda is the source of this 1527-nucleotide messenger RNA. RefSeq lists its product with no specific name. The annotation marks the transcript as partial. Lineage: Eukaryota; Viridiplantae; Chlorophyta; Mamiellophyceae; Mamiellales; Mamiellaceae. Gene Ontology annotation, molecular function: GTP binding; GTPase activity. The transcript has a single exon. The record is from RefSeq and is a predicted model, not a curated record.